AGCUCGCUUCAGAAUGCGUUCUAUUACCUUGCACGGCACGCUAGUGAGGCUUAUAGGCCCAUAGCUGCCGGGCGAUAUUCGGUCGCCAGUUUUGUAGAUGGGCGUGACAAUCGCUUCCUUCCAAGCAGAGGGAAGGUGGCCUUCGUCAAGCGACCGACGAAACAACAGGUGUGGAUGAUUGGACAGUGUGGAGGACGUUUCCUUCAGGAACCUUGGAUAGACCUCGUCAGGCUCCAACGCGCAGAAUGGGUUGAUCUUGUGCCAGAGUUGAUGAAUGUCUUCCACCGUGAAGACCAAGUCGGUUGGAGGCUCGCGGUAUACUGCUUCAUCGGUAAGCAGAUAAGCCUCUGGGCAAACAUAAUGCGACCUCACCUGUUCACGUAUUUCCUGCUCUUUGGGCUUAGUCUUGCCCAUGAACCUCGAGAAUUUACUGCGGACCAGUUCGAUACCCAAGUGAAGCAGAAAGAGUACACUUUGGUUAUGUUCUAUGCUCCAUGGUGUGGCCACUGUAAACGACUCAAACCAGAUUACGAAGCAGCUGCUAAAGUUUUACACGCCUCCAAGGAGAAUGUGCAACUCGCUCGCGUGGAUUGCACCACACAAGAGAGUCUGUGCACCAAAUUCGGAGUGGGUGGCUAUCCUACACUCAAGUUUUUCAAGAACGGUGAUCUUGUUAGUGACUAUUCAGGCUCCAGAGAUAAAGAUGGCCUUAUUCGGUUCAUGAACCAGCGAUCACAACCAGCUUCAAAGAGCAUAUUAUCUCCCGACAAACUGAAGGAAUUGUUGGACAGCGAAGCAGCACUCAACCAACCUGUUGUAAUAACUUAUGCGAAGUCGGAGACAGACGCUUGGCUCAAAACAUUUACUGAUCUAGCGGGUGAAAUGUUGGAUGACGUCAUUUUUGGGCAUGUGUUCGACCCUUCCCUUGCAGACUUGAGCGACUCCAACCGUGUACGUUUACUUAGACCAAAGAACUUACAUACGAAAAUGGAGGAAUCAGCUGUUUCUUACGAUGGGGAUCUUUCUGCUUCUGAACUAAAGAACUGGAUCAUGAAGCAUGGCUUUGGUUUCGUAGGUUACCGCUCACGAGAAAAUACAAAGUUCUUUCCUCAAGAUAACUUGCUUGUUUUGUAUAACAACAUUUCUAUUGCGCAACAUCCAAAAGGAGUGAACUAUUACAGAAACCGCCUGAUCAAACUUGCCAAGACGCUGGAAGACACACCACCGAAGCUCACCUAUGCUUAUUCUUACUCCGCAGACUUCUCCCAUGAACUGGCUGAUCUAGGACACGAAUCAGCCGAAGAAUUUCCUUUUGUUGCAAUCUUCUCAGCCGGUAAGAAAUACAAAUUGGGCAAAUACGAGCCGGGCGCUUUCGUCGAGUUUGUGACUAAAUUCAAGUCAGGAGCCCUUACACCAUACCUAAAGUCGGAACCCAUCCCCACAAAACAAGACGGCCCGGCCAUCAAAGCCGUCGCACUUAAUUUCGAUGAAGUGGUGAACAACCCUCAAAAGGAUGUGUUCAUUAUGUUCCAUGCUCCAUGGUGCGGUCACUGCAAGCAGCUGAUGCCGAAGUUCGAAAGCCUGGCGACGACUCUUAAAAACGAGCCCACCUUGAGCUUGGUGGUCUAUGAUGCCACUGCGAACGACGUUCCAAGUCCGUUCACAGUCACAGGUUUUCCGACUCUAUACUUUGUUCCAAAGAACGCCAAGAAUAAUCCUAAGUCCUACGAGGGCAAUCGUGAGGAAGAAGACUUGCUGAAGUACCUCGCCAAAGAAAGCACCGAUGGGCUUGUUGGUUAUGACAGGCAAGGAAUGCCGAAGAGAGAAGAGUUG
Opisthorchis viverrini is the source of this 1833-nucleotide messenger RNA. RefSeq lists its product as hypothetical. The annotation marks the transcript as partial. Gene Ontology annotation, molecular function: protein disulfide isomerase activity. The transcript is spliced from 7 exons. NCBI's taxonomy places the organism in Eukaryota, Metazoa, Platyhelminthes, Trematoda, Opisthorchiida, Opisthorchiidae. Gene Ontology annotation, cellular component: endoplasmic reticulum. The record is from RefSeq and is a predicted model, not a curated record. Gene Ontology annotation, biological process: protein folding; response to endoplasmic reticulum stress.